This is a messenger RNA of Trametes versicolor FP-101664 SS1, 2532 nucleotides long. RefSeq lists its product as uncharacterized. The record is from RefSeq and is a predicted model, not a curated record. The transcript has 7 exons. Gene Ontology annotation, molecular function: protein binding. Lineage: Eukaryota; Fungi; Basidiomycota; Agaricomycetes; Polyporales; Polyporaceae. The coding region runs from base 1 to 2532 and encodes 843 amino acids.
AUGGUCGACGCACCCUCGGAUCCGAAGGGAUACACUAUCGCAUCCUAUCCCUUCGACCUCGAUACGGCCGACAUAAUCCUUCGCACGUCAGACCAAGUUGACUUCCGCGUCCAUCGAGCGAUCCUCGCGAUUGUAUCCCCCGUUUUCGCCACCAUGUUCAGAUUGCCGCAGCCUAGCGUUUCGCAGGGCAACGAACCAGUACUUGGAGCGGACGGGUGGACUGCUUUGGAGGGUGUCUCCGCAGGAAACUACCAUCGACUCGAUGAAUUUCUUCGGGUGCAGGGCGAGGUCGAUGCCGAGUUCCUCUUGCUCUCCCCGACAUUCCGCGAACUCGCAGAAACGGAGACCUGUGCCGAGCGCCAAGAACCACAGACCCAUUUCAUCUCCAGCAUUCCGAACCCCGACGUUGUCUGUCGUUCCUCCGACGGCGUCGACUUCGAAGUACAUCGAGCCAUCCUAUCCCUACGUGCCAUCGACUUUGUCAAAACGCCCACUGUGCCUGAAGAUCCUCCCGAGCCAGAGGUUGUCCAUGAUGCCCCUCAACCGCUGGAUGCACAGGAGCGAGCUCGGGCCACAUCAGACACCGAGGCUUCUUCCUCUAGGCACCGAAUCAUCCACUUCGACGGAGAUGCUCAGACGCUGUCCAUCAUCCUGGCUAUCUGCUACGACAGCGUACCUUCGAACUUGAAUUCCUCCCAUCUCGCAAAGGUCAUCGCUACAUGUGAUCAGUAUGAGGCCGGCUUGAAGACCGUGCAUCGUACAGCACAGCGGUUGUGGGAUGAGCAGGCGCGCGCGCAACCCCUCCUCGCCUACUUCGCCGCAAUAUCCCACCGCCUAGUCCCUCAGGCUCGCGAUGCAGCAAAGCUCCUGACUUCGCAUAACGCUCUGGAGGGUCUCCGGAAGUACGCGUCAGUCAUGGAGGACGCCCCGGCUCACGUCUACCACAAGCUCGUCACAUACUGCUUGUCGUGUGAACACGUCAUAGAGCAGCAGCUGAAGAAGGCACGCGACGCGUGGAUUGGCUCUAGCGCAUAUGAUGGACACGAGUACCAUUACAAUCCGUCCAAGACAGGAGGAUCCUUCAAUCACAUAUCGCAGCAAAGGUGGCUAGUCGAAUACUUGGAGCGGGUGCAGGGUGACUGGGACCCCAAAGUCCAAGGAGUCGACUGGACGUCCGUGGUAGGGUCUUCCGCUUUAAUUGAGAAGGCCGCUGCACGGUGGGCACUCUGUAGAAGGUCUGGAGCCAUCGUUCAGUCGCUUCUCAACAUCGGCAGAACCUUACCGCAAAAGCUUUCCGAUGCCAUCAACGAGGGUGCUACGCAGUUUGAACCCUCACCAAAGUCCAGAGCGGUUGAGGAAGCGCAGCGGGUUACAGCCCAGUCCUCACACAAUAUGUCGCAAGGUACCGAUGCACCAUACCCAUUCAACCAACCUUCGGCGUAUAUCAUCUUACGCAGCAGCGAUGCCGUCGACUUCCGCGUCCACUCUCUCAUCCUCACUCAAGCAUCGCCAUUCUUCGCGGGCAUGUUCGAGCUCCCGCAACCACCGGACGACUCAAAUCCCUCGACGCUCUUGAGGCCUCCGAUUCGGGAAGCUACGGCGGCGCAGGACGCGUCUCCUCCGCAGGUGUUCCGCACGGACAUCCCCUUCACCGACAUUUCCUGCUACUCCUCCCAUCGAGAGUCCCCGGCCCAAGCACCAUUUCUUGCGCAUCAAAGCGUCCUCGCUCUCCACUCUCCGGUUCUGAGUGGGCGCAUCGCGUCUGCUCGAGCCUCGGUGCCCAGCGAUGGCCCCGGAUCCGGUCCUCUAAACCUCGAGUUCGAGGAGGAUGCGCAGACCGUGUCAAACAUCCUCGACGUAUGCUACCGUGCUGAAGCCGGCGUGCCCGUGGGCCUCUCUGCGCUGGUGCCGCUCAUACAGGCUGCCCGGAAGUACGAGAUGUCGCAGGUUUCGUACUGGGCUGAGGUCGCUUGGCCAGGGGCCGCCGCAUGUCAACCGGUGAAGGCGUACCUCCUCGCGGUCACCGGUGGACUCCCCGAGCUCGCCAAGGUCGCCGCAUUGAAUAUGCUGGAACGGCCUGCCGUAGAACUCGAAGUGUAUACUUCGGUCAUGGAGACGGUGCCCGCGUUGACCUAUCACCGCCUGCUGCUCUAUUACGACGCCUGUCGGCAGUCUUUGCACUGCAGCAUGGAGGGUAUCAACCGUGGUGUAGCCCAGCAGAUUCGCAAUGCUUUCCCUCAGCCUCCCCGCCGCAGCCCUGCGGGGUCCAGUGGCCUGUCGACCGUGGACAUCAUCACGGCUAGGUUGAGCAACAUGACUACAGUGGUCGUUCACCGCAGCCUUUCCCCUGGAGAGCACACUCGCGGCUUACUGCAGGGCCUGGAUCCGCCAAGAGACGAGAGAACUAUGGAUAUCAUGCAGAGCUGGGAUCUUGUGCGCGAGAUUCAGAGGAUGCGAAACUGUGUUCUAACGGAAGAGAUGCUUUCAUACGAUUCUCGCAUGAAUGGCAUUAUCGCUGGCCGGGGCCUUUGA